AUGGCCGACAACAAGCCCCGGCUAUGCCACGCAUGUGCAUCUAUAGACCCUUACAAGCCAUGCCACGGACCCGAGUGUCGACCCCGUGGGGCUUCAUACUCUACUCAUCUCUUUUACCCUCAUCAUGCCUCCGUUGCGGAUCUGCAAAUCUCUGCUGAGAGAUACAAGUGCCAACUUUGCAUUCUCAUCUUGAACAGCGUUUCCAACCACAAGCCUGAGGACGUCGCGGAGGAGGACGAGUGGGACUUUGUUCUCGAUGAGGCUGGCUCCGAAAAGUCUGCUGAGGGGAAUGUUCCUGAGGCAGUUAUCGAGGCUCACAACAGAAUUUUUGGAAAUAAGCACUCGCCAGCCAUACGUCCCGAUGAUGUAGACUCUCCUUUAGUUCUGGAACUGGUGUUCAGAGAAUGUGAUCGAUCCGAGUUGGAGAGCCGUUGUAGCGAUUUCAUCGUUCAUUGGACAAGUAGAGGUGAAGAUGGAGAUGAUCCUACUCGACAGAAAGCAACCGGCCUAUGUUUAGUAUCUGGACUUGAAGAUGAUUUGACACACUUUUAUGAGUCCCACGACGGGCUAGCAGACCAAGAUACAGGAAGUAUUCCAGCAUUGGAUCUGGCAAAGGUCUGGUUUCAAUCUUGUGAUUCGUCUCAUGAACAGUGCCGAAAGGCUAGAGACAUAAGAACUCGAUACUUGCCGACACGCGUACUCGACGUCAGCGAUGAGAAGCACAUUUUCGUUCACGUCCCUGGGAGAAAGCAAAGAGAUGAGUAUGUCAGCCUCAGUCAUUGUUGGGGCAUCGGGAAGCAUUUCAAACUGGAAACCGGGUCUCUGAAAAGCCGACAAACGAAUAUCGAUCUGCAUGAGAUGCCUAAAACAUUCCGGGACGCAGUCCGUAUCACCAGACACAUGGGCUUGCGCUAUCUCUGGAUUGACAGCCUCUGCAUCAUACAAGAUUCGGAAAAGGAUUGGCUGCAAGAGGCUGCGAGGAUGGGUCAGUACUACCGCGAUGCCAGUUUCACCAUAUUUGCCGCGGCGGCAGACGGCGACGAUAAGGGCUGUUUCGGGGACCGAGAUGGCAGAAUAGCCGCCCCUUGCAGGACAGCUAUAUUCGACAAGCUGCUUCCGAUCAUGAAGCCAGGAAGUGGGAACUCCGGUGCCUUCGUCCAAAAGAUCUCUCACCAUUGGGGUCGAACGCCAAUGCCAGCGCAAUAUCACUUCCUAGACACUGUGAGGACUUUAGAUGAAAGGCCGAAUCCACUCAACGGGAGAGGCUGGACCUUACAGGAAUGGGUUCUCUCAUCCCGCGGUCUCAUCUUUGACGAAUGGGAGGUCAGAUGGUCCUGCCCGACGACUGAGGCUUGUGAAUGUAUACCUGAGGGUAGAGAGCGACAGCAGUUGCCAGGAUGGUAUGGGUUUGCCGACCAGGCGAGCGGAGGAAACGACGCAGCAAACAGAGAGCCGGGGAAUCAGACAUCCCGACUGCUUUUUCUUUCCUGGAACCAAAUGAUCCGUCGGUUCUCGACGAGAAAGCUGACAUAUCCCAAGGAUAAGCUCCCAGCCCUGGCAGGAGUGGCUGCCGAACUCUUGAACGAAAGCAUGGGGUCUUACCUGGCCGGUCUGUGGCAGCAUAACCUGCGUCGAGAUCUAGCUUGGUGGGUUCCGGCCGUGGCCUUAAGCACAUCGCCAGAUGUCACUCGGCGUGCGGCCAGUUAUCGCGCACCGAGCUGGUCUUGGGCAAGUGUCGAUGGAGAACUCAGAACCACAACCAUUUAUAGAGUAGGCGAGGAGACCACUUUGCGAGGAUUGACGAAGCAAGCGCGCGACUCUGAGUGUCAGAUUGUUAAAUGCGAAACCAUACCGCUGAGCUCUCUGAACCCUCUGGGAGCGGUGGCAAGUGGUGUUCUCGUUCUGAGAGGGAAUAUGCGAUGCGCAGAUAUGUUAUCGCCCUCCAUACAUCAUGGUUUCAAUACCAUAACGAUAAUAGACCCUGAAACAGAAGAAGAACUCGGUCAGUUCCUCCCAGACGAUACUUCUGCUCCUCCGCGCUACACCAAGAUCUGGUGCGUUCUUCUUUAUACUGGGUCCGACCUGGAUAUUACGUGCCUUGCACUCGUCCGGGCCGCGGAUGAAGAAAGGGUUGUUGCGCAGCAGCACAUUUCGAUCCCGGAAGAUGCAUUUUGUAGAGUUGGAAUAGUGCGUCUCAAAUGGAGGGACCCAGCCAUGGGCGAGGCUGUAGGCAAUCGGUACACGUAUGAUGGAGGAGCCGUCAACUAUGAGGCUAACGAGGACUUGUGUACAUUGGCCGUAUUGCUUGCCUGGUUGAAUAAAGGCAUAGAGCAAGAUAUCUAUAUCAUUUAG
Clonostachys rhizophaga is the source of this 2352-nucleotide messenger RNA. The record is from the annotation of a GenBank genome assembly. Lineage: Eukaryota; Fungi; Ascomycota; Sordariomycetes; Hypocreales; Bionectriaceae.